AUGAUACAUAGAAGGCCAUUAUUACCUCGAGGUCAUUCGAGAUCAUCCACAUUGGCCAUUGCUCUUCAAAAGGCUCAAUUGGCAGUGGAUUUGGAAUCUUCUAAUAAUCUUGUGGCUGCACUUCAAGCUUAUAAAGAAACGGUAGAUUUACUUACUCAAGCUAUGAAUAGAUCUGUCUAUCAGCCUGAACACCCAAGGAUACAGCUUAUUCUUGACACAUAUGCUGAACGGGUACGAUUAUUAUCUAUUACCACUUAUGCAGGGACUCAUCAAAUUAAUGAUAAUAACAAUAAUGACGAUUCAUUAUCAAUAAUUGCUUCAAAUAAUCAAAAUUUGGCAGAUUCAGUUAAACAAGAUUUCGUUAUGAAAUGUAAAAAUUUGAAUGAAAACAAUGAAAACAAUGAAAACAAUCAAAUAAUACAAUUAUCACAAAGUAACUAUACUGCAAAUAAUAAUGACAAUCCAGACAGCAAUGGCGACGAUGGCGUUAAUAAUAAUAAUACCCCAUAUUCAGUUAUGUCUCAUAAAUCAAAUAAUUCAAUAUCAACCAUUAAUUCAUAUAAAUCAACUAGGUCAGAUAUAACUGCACCUGUUUUAAUUUAUGGAAAUGGAACAUACACAACAAAGUCUCUUGUGAAUUCAUGUGACAUAGAUGAUUCAAAUUCAAGUCAUUAUUCUUCUUCUGACAUAGGUUCUGGUUAUGAAGAAACAGACUCUAGCAUGAAACAAAACAUAGCAGGAAAAAAUUUAUCGACUACCACACCAGCUCGUAUUUUUAAACCUCCACCUCCACCAAAAAUGGUUCCUCCAUUUGCUUCAAAAAGUUCAAACACGCACUAUGCUUCCAAUUCUCUUAAUUCUCUUUCAACUUCACCGCCACCCGAAAGAUUUACAACCGGGUUUCACAUGAAAUCAAUUUCUGAUAAUAUUUCUAUAAGAAAACCUCUGCCCCCAAAUAUUUCAACUUUACCUUCUAUUGGAAAAUCGAAAAAUGACGACAAAUCACAUGAAAACAGUUUUCCUAAGCAACAAAAUAAAUCUAACUAUCGCAAUACACUUGCUCGUUUACCGAAAAACCAAGAUAUUUCAGCUAUGUCAUUACAAAUCAAUGACAACAAUUAUCCAAGAAGGUCAGCAUCAAAUCCCGGAAACCCUCCCUAUAAAAAUGGUAGUACUAGCUGUCUUAAUGAUCGUCCACAAUUAUUGGCAUCACAAAGUCACACUCAGAUACCAACAAAUCCUUCAACUAUAUGGAUGAAUAAUAUUUAUAGUUUAUCAUCACCAUCAUUAAGCAGUCCACCACCAUCAUUACCAUCACAUACUGUUGGAGUUCUUAAUAAUGAAACUUCGCCUUUAUCAAAAAGCAAUGAUAUCGGCUAUUCAUCUUGUUUUACAAAUCCAAUACACAACCCAUUAUUUUAUAAAGAUGUUAAAUCUCAAAAUAUUAAUGAAUUUGGGUUAUUAGAAUCUCCACCAAACGACAUACAUUUAAAGCCAUUCUGGUUAAUACGAUUAUUAGAGCAAACCAUAACAACAGGAGGAUAUCUGACUAAAAAAUUAUAUAUUCCGCCUAAUUUAUGGUUGCAAGGACAUUCCAAACUAAAUGCACUAGAAACUAAAAUAUCAAGUUGUGAUGUCGUUUUGAAUUGUAUACUUAGAUUGGAAAAGGAAUUAGAAAGUAUUGACCCUAUAUUUGAGGGAUUACAAAAUUCGUUAGCAAAAAAGUUGAAUUAUAUAGAGUCUACAAAUGGAAAAAGUUGGCAAAAUUCCAGUUCAUUCAUUAGUUGGGGUUCUAAAUUAUCACGUGGCCUUGAUCGAAUAAAUGUGAGUAAUGCUAUGGAAGAUGGUAAUAGUUAUGCAGGUGUUUUGUUGAGAUUAUUUCAAAAAGUUCGUAUAGUGGUAAGGUUAUUCGAAAAGCCUAAAGAACCUAGUAAUGUCGCAAAUAAAACGUAUAGUUUUUCCAGAACCAACAAAUUCAAUAAAAAUGUUCCUAACAAACUUAACAUUAACACUACUUCUUACAAUAACGUUAUUUCCACAACUAAUAAUAAAGUUAAUAUUGAUUCCUCUGCUGACAUUACAAAACCCACAAAACCAAUAUCAACUCCUUCCACAAAUACUGACACCAACUCUGACAUUGACAUCUCCAACAUAAAAAAUAACACCUCUAGUAAUAGUAGAGAAAGAAAUAGUAGUAGUAACAAAUCCAAUAAUUUCAAAAAAAUCAACUCCAUUACCAUCACUCCCAUAAAUAGUAAGGCUAGACCUACUAGUAUAGUAAAGGAUCAUAGUAAAGCGGUAUCUUUAGAUUCUUCUUCAGAAAACGAAUUAAAAAAGUUAUUAAGUACUACUGAUAUUAAUAAGAUAAAUUCAAAAGAUCUGGUGAAAGCAGCUACAGUAAUACAAGCAUCUCCAACUCCUAGCACUGCAUCUGCUGCAAUGGUUUUGUUAGCUUCAAAAAUUUCUGCUUUAGAGAAUGAAUUAGAAACUGUUGGUAAAGAGAUGGCUGAAAACAUUAAACGUGAAGUAGAUCUGGAAUUCGAAUUAGAUAGUGUUAUAAUAAAAAAAGAAGAAGAAAUACAGGCUGUUACUAAACCAUUAGUUACUAGAAUAAGUCAACUCGAGGCUGAUUUAUUACAAUACAAAAAAUCGUAUUCUUCUACCUUUUCGCUAGACGAUAUCUCUUCAAGCACAAGGUCUUCAAGAGAACAUUCUGAUUUUUUUUCUGAAGUUAACUCUCCAAAUAGUGCCUCAACUAGUAUUAAUACAACUCAUAAUUUUAUGUUUUAUGAUAAACUUUUAAAAGAUAACAUCAACGCUAGUAAUGAAAACUAUCAUGAUAUAGAAUCAAUAAAACAAGAAUUAGCAGACAAACAUUUUAAUGAAUUGGAAAAAGUGAAAAAUGAACUUUCCGAACAAUUUAAAAAAAAAGAAGAACGCAUAAAAGUAGAAUUAAAGGAAAGAUUUGAAAUUGAAAAAAAGGAAUUGUUGGGGAAUUAUUACAAUGAAAAAGAAUCAAUUGAUUUUGAAGAAAACCAAAAAUUAAAAGAUCAACUUGAUGAUAAGGAAAAAAUAGAAACAGAAUUCGAUCAACUCAAAUUUGAAUUUGACCAAAUAAAUUUUGAAAAAGAUCAAAUAGUAAUCAAAUUUGAAGGUUUAAAUAAUAAAAUUAAUGAGCUUGAACAUCUAAAUGAAAAUCUAGAAACAUUGCGUGAAGAAAUUGAAUCAUUGAGAAAGAGAAACAAAGAUUUAGAUGAACUUGAGUCAUCUUGUAAUGAAUUAAAAACUAAAAAUGAAGAGUUUCAAGCAAAAAAUACAAAAAUUUCAUCAGAAUUAUUUGAACUUACAAAGGAAUUGGAAAGGAUUGAAGUUGAAAGACAAUUAUUGGAAGAGGAUAUUAAAGACUUGAAUGAGGAAAAAUCACAAUUAAUUGAUGAAAAAGAAGAAUUAAUAAAAGUAGUACAAACCUUAGAAGAAGAAAAACUUGCAUUGAAGGGUGAUAUUGUGGAAGCUCAAGGAGCUCAUGAUAAAGUAGCUGACGUUCUUAAAUUUAUGAAGGUUGAAUGGGAAAAUCAAUAUAAAAAUCUUAGGUCUGAAUUUAUUAAAUCAGAAUCACGAAUAAAAAAUCUAGAGAGACAAAGAGAAUUACAAGGUAAAAUGUUGGAUGAGCAAGAUAUCAUUAUACCAAACAACGAGUCAUUGUAUAAAAAUAUAUAUACAUACAAACAAGAAUUAGAAGUGCUUCAACAACAACUUGAAACUUCAAAUAAAAAAAUUUCCGAGAAAGAUGAUGAACAAUAUAAUCUUAUUCAAACACUCGAAAAAACUGUAAUGGACUGUGAAGCCAAAUUUGAUACAUUAAAAAAAGAUCAUCAGAAAGCAUUAAAUUCAUUACGAAAACAACAUGAAGAUGAAAUAAAAAAUAUUACUACAGAGAUGCAGAAAAAAUUAGAAUUAAUGGAGAAAAAACAAAGAAAUACAUCAUCGAGUAAUGACAAUGGUAAUUUCGAAGAAAAUAAAAGGCAAUUAGAAUUAACAAAAGGUGAAUAUGAUAGAUUAAAUGAAAAAUUAGCACAGAUUCAAAUGGAAUAUUUAGAUGCAGUUCAUAAUAAAGAUCAAUUGAUAGAGGAGAAACAUACAGCCGAAAGAAAAAUCAAAUCUCUAGAAAUAGAACUUGAAAAG
Entrophospora sp. SA101 is the source of this 4182-nucleotide messenger RNA. The record is from the annotation of a GenBank genome assembly. NCBI's taxonomy places the organism in Eukaryota, Fungi, Glomeromycota, Glomeromycetes, Entrophosporales, Entrophosporaceae.